AAGAAAAUACAAUUGAAGUGGACUGGUCAUCGUAACUCGAUACCCAACCAAAUAAGUGCCAUUGCACUAACGCAUUUCGCAAGCGACACAAUUAGCUUGUAAAGAAAUGAGUGCAACGACACUUAUGCAAAUAAUUUAGGAAACUUAGAAUAAGCAAUAUUCGUAUUUCGUUGAUUCACCAAAUAUUGUAUUGUAAGUGAAUCAACUAUUAGCAAUAGGAAAUAUUAUAAAUACUAGCUGUAAGCAUAUCAAAAUUGUAAUUGAAAUUUACCAUUUAAUCAAUAAAGACGCGUUUCGACGCCAGUUGAUUUUUUUUAAGCCACGACUUUCGCAUUGGCUUAUUUGGCGCAGUCACCGGAAAUCAAUUCUGAAGAAUUGAUUAAAAGAACCAUCGGCAUCCUUAAGGACCGAAAAGUAAAAUUCCUGACUAAAGUCAAGAAUUAGUGAUUACAAGAACAUCGGCAUCCUUAAGGACCGAAAAAUAAAAUUCCUGACUAAAGUCAAGAAUUAGUGAUUAAAAGAACCAUCGGCAUCCUUAAGGACCGAAAAGUAAAAUUCCUGACUAAAGUCAAGAAUUAGUGAUUACAAGAACGUCGGUAUCCCGAAGGACCGAAAAAUAAAAUUCCUGACUAAAGUCAAGAAUUAGUGAUUAAAAGAACCAUCGGCAUCCUUAAGGACCGAAAAGUAAAAUUCCUGACUAAAGUCAAGAAUUAGUGAUUACAAGAACGUCGGUAUCCCGAAGGACCGAAAAAUAAAAUUCCUGACUAAAGUCAAGAAUUAGUGAUUAAAAGAACGUCGGUAUCCCAAAGGACCGAAAAACAAAAAUUUCUGACUAAAGUCAAGAAAUAGUGAUAAAAGGCUACUUGAACACUGGCAGAUCGGUAAACCGAAAAAUAAUAGUGAACAGUGAUCAAAAGACACUAAAGACGUUUGUAUACUCGUACAAGUGAUUUAAAUUGCUCCUACAUAUUUAAACAAAAGCAAAAGUUUACAAACUAAUAGUGAACAGUGAUCAAAAGACACUAAAAACGUUUGUAUACUCGUACAAGUGAUUUAAAUUGCUCCUACAUAUUUAAACAAAAGCAAAAGUUUACAAAAUGAACGACCAACCACAACCAGCAAUAGCGGUAACCGAACUCAUCAAGGAGGCGUCCCGCAUUAAAGAGUUCAGAGGCGACAGAUCUUAUGACUUAUCGGCGUUUAUACGGGAAGUUGAAAUCAUCCUUCCGCUAUUUAAUCAAAACCUACCGCUGCAAGAAUUCAUAUUCCAGCGUCACAUCAGGACGAAGAUCCAGGGACAGGCAUUAAACACAAUCAGAACACUGGGACAAUCACCUACUUGGGACGAUAUAAAAAAAGAGCUGAUCAGGAAUUUCGGCGUGAAAGAAACAUACCACAGUCUCUACCACCAGGCGAUCACAACGAAAAAUUAUAAUGUACUCUUGACAUCAAUGAUGUUAAUAACACUGAUAAUAGGAUCGACCGCAACGAUAAUAACUGAAGACAUCAAAAGUGAAGACGGGUUUGCUGAAAUAAAACUCGACAACAUACAGGUGAUCACAGAUUUUGACAUCAUCCUCCACAUAAUCAAACCAAAGGAAAUAGAAAAUAUUAUUGACGCACUUGAGAAUUUAGCAAAAGACUCGAAACUGACCGAAAAGGGACAAAUUCUAACACAGGAAUUUGCAAUACUACGAAGCAAACUUUAUACAUUACUACCUCACAGACAGAAAAGAGGACUAAUUAACAUAUUAGAUACAACAAUGAAAUGGCUAUAUGGAAGCAAAGUACGAGUAUGUCGUUGUCAACAGUAUCCUUACCUCAAACGAAAGGGAAUGAAAGCAGCAGCGUAUGCGGAUGACGUAGUGAUUAUAGUUUCAGGAAUGUUUCCAACCAUAAUCAGUGAGAUAAUGGAAGAAGCUCUGGGAUUACGCAGCAGCUGGGCCACAGACUGUGGUCAAGUGUAA
Molecule: messenger RNA, 1967 nt
Organism: Anastrepha ludens (Mexican fruit fly)
Lineage: Eukaryota; Metazoa; Arthropoda; Insecta; Diptera; Tephritidae
Exons: 3
Coding region: 1098-1967 (289 amino acids)
Source: RefSeq, a predicted model, not a curated record